Molecule: messenger RNA, 3032 nt
Organism: Branchiostoma belcheri (Belcher's lancelet)
Lineage: Eukaryota; Metazoa; Chordata; Leptocardii; Amphioxiformes; Branchiostomatidae
Product: paraplegin-like
Exons: 21
Coding region: 189-2648 (819 amino acids)
Biological process (GO): mitochondrial protein processing; protein-containing complex assembly
Cellular component (GO): m-AAA complex; membrane
Molecular function (GO): ATP-dependent peptidase activity; ATP binding; metalloendopeptidase activity
Source: RefSeq, a predicted model, not a curated record
UUUAUGGCAAAAAUUAUUUCAUAACACAUGAAAAAUUGGAAUUAUGCAACUUUUUUGACUAUGAUUAUUGAUCCCAUGAUGCUCUCAUGUAAAAUGGCUGCCGCUUGUGACUGACGACGAAGAUUGCGGAAUAUUUUAGACAAAUUUUAGUGUAUUCCGUCCACCUACGCACCCUGUUCCUGUAGGAAAUGGCGUACCGUCUACUAUCAUCCUGCCAGACGUCUUACUUGCGGCAGUUGGGCAGAAACUGCCUCAGAAAUGCGAAACGAAAUGAGCCAAUAUUGCGUCAGGCAAGUUCUUCCACUCGUUACAUAAACAGGAAUGCGCGGUCGUUCAACUUGUCGGACUUGCAAAACAGUCUGAUUCCGUGCCUGGAUUGUACUACUAACCGGCUGGGACACAGGACCGCGGCAAGACUCAACAGAUAUGUACAGGAAACAGUUCGACAAGUUCAGGCAGAGUACAGAGGGAUCUGUCGUUUACUCACCAGAUCUGGGAUGGAGGUUCCACAAAGUGUGGUCAGCAGACUAUUUGGCAUAGGCUUACUACAGUUCCUGAGAACAACCCCCAGCCCACAACAACAACGUCCAGGUGGCAGACCUCCUGGGCAACAAGGAGAGGAUGAUGGUCAACAACAGCCGAACGAUGACAACUUGAACAGGCUGAGAUUCGUGGUCCUUGUCUUCUUCCUACUCUCCUUGUUCUUCAUGCAAGGUCAGAACGACGGCGGGCGCAUGGUGUCAUGGCACGAGUUUGUACAUGACAUGCUGGCAAAGGGAGAGGUGAGUAGUGUGGAUGUGGAAGACUCAGAUGUGGUUCGUAUCCACCUCCAGCCUGGAGCUCAGGUGUUUGGACGUAAGCACUACACCAGUACAGUAUACUCCAUGCGGGUGGGAAACACAGAGACGUUUGAGGAGAAAUUGAGACGUGCGGAGGACGACCUUGGCAUCAACCCUCAGGAUUAUGUCAAGGUCACCUUCAGCCAUGUUGGUGCCGGGACCAGGUUGAUGUCCACCCUGUUGAUAACCGGGGCCCUGCUGGGCAGUUUGAUGCUGGUCAUGAUGUUUGUUGCCAGAAGUGCCAUGAACCAGGGAGGCUUGGGAGGAUUUGCUCAGAUGACUCAAGCAAGGUUCACCCAGUUUGGUGCUGGAGGAAAAGUUCCCAACGUGAAGUUCUCUGAUGUAGCUGGUCUGAAGGAAGCUAAACAGGAGGUUAUGGAGUUCGUAGACUACCUCAAGGCCCCCAAGAGGUAUCUGGACCUGGGUGCCAAGUUCCCUAAAGGUGCCCUUCUGCUGGGCCCUCCUGGGUGUGGGAAGACUCUCCUGGCUAAGGCAGUGGCUACGGAGGCACAGGUACCCUUCCUGGCCAUGGCAGGGUCUGAGUUUGUGGAGAUGAUUGGCGGUCUGGGUGCUGCCAGGGUUCGUUCACUGUUUAAAGAAGCCAGGAAGAAACACCCCUGUAUUAUCUACAUUGAUGAGAUUGAUGCUAUUGGCAGGAAGAGAAGUCAAGGGAACUUUGAUGGUAGAAGUGGAGAAGAGGAACAAACGUUGAACCAGCUUCUAGUGGAAAUGGAUGGCAUGGGAACUGAACAGGGUGUGAUCGUUCUGGCUUCCACCAACAGGGCAGAUGUGUUGGAUGAUGCCUUGCUGAGACCAGGCCGCCUAGACCGGCACAUCCUGAUAGACCUCCCGACCCUGGCCGAGCGUAAGGAGAUAUUUGAGCACCACCUGAAGGCCCUGACUCUGAAGAGACCCAGCUCGGCCUUCUCACGACGACUGGCUGAGCUCACCCCCGGCAUGAGUGGCGCCGAUGUUGCCAACAUUUGUAACGAGGCAGCUCUCCACGCAGCCAGGGAGAACAAGAAAGUAGUGGACACCCAGGACUUUGAACAUGCAGUGGAGAGAGUUAUAGGAGGUACAGCGAAGAAGUCCAAAGUGUUGAACCAGGAGGAGAGGAAGGUGGUGGCCUACCAUGAGUCAGGUCACGCCCUGGUGGGGUGGCUACUGGAGCACACUGAUGCACUUCUCAAGGUGACCAUAGUACCCAGGACAUCAGCAGCUCUGGGGUUUGCCCAGUACCUACCCAAGGAACAGUACCUCUACUCUCAGGAGGAGUUGUUUGACAAGAUGUGCAUGGCCCUGGGUGGGAGGGCAGCUGAAGCCAUCAUCUUCAACAGGGUCACUACAGGAGCCUCAGACGAUCUGAAGAAAGUGACCAAGAUGGCGUACGCUCAGAUUAAACAGUUUGGGAUGAACCCUAACGUGGGGUAUCUGUCCUUUCCCGAGGAGGACAACAACGGACUGGGCAAGAAACCCUUCAGUAAAUAUCUGGCCGCUCUUAUGGACGAGGAGGCAAGACGAUUGGUUGCUAGAGCUUACUACCAGGCGGAGAAGAUUCUUGUGGACAACAAAGAUAAACUGGAUGUGCUUGCUGAAGCCCUGCUUGACAGAGAAGUGCUGAACUACAACGACGUAGUAGACCUACUGGGCCCCCCUCCCCACGGGCCCAAGAAAACAGUGCAGGUGGCCGGCUGGGACUUGGACGAUGGGGACGACGCCCCCUUGCAGAACCUGAGUGCAGGUGUGGAAGAAGACAAGCCCAUAACUGCAGCUGGCAGCGUGAGCCAGGAUUCGAACCCACAACCUUGAGUCACUGGGUGAGUCAGGAUCGGACUAGCCCUAAACAAAGACUGGAUGAGAUGAGAACUCAAAUAAACACCGCAGCCACAUAUUUAGACAGCGGAGAGCCGCGCCAUCCUGUGUUAGUCACGUUCUCGUGCGGUGCCCGGCGCUUCAAAUCCACCUGUUGACUGGUGUGUUUACGUAACGAGGAUAGUCUGUUAUGUUUCAUCUGUUAGGGUGCUGCUCGGUGACUAGAUGGGAGUAUCUUAGAUGUAAAUACGUUAUCCCAGUGGAGGGAUUGUUUCUCACGGAUUCUGUAAGUUGAAGAAUGCAGAUUUGGGCUGGUAUGGGUUUGGAAUAUGUCUAAAGUACUGGAAUGUACGAUUCAAAGAACUGGGGAAGGACAUCAAC